GACAAAGGAAACAAGCAAGGAAACAUGCCAUGCCAACUGUGGCCUCUUGCUGUGGUGUUGUAAUAAGUAGAACAGUACAAUAAAGGGUUGUAAGCUACUACAAUAUGCCAUCAUCAACAAAUGUCAGUUUGUACUCUCACAGCAUCUCCUGCAACUUUCAAAGGCCAACCAAACAAAUAUGAGCAUAUUUCUCACAUGGCCACAGACCAAAGUUUUUCACUUCCUGAGUGGAACUAUCUGUGGUAUUGUGAAAGAACGCCAGCAAGGCUUUAUCUUAACGCUAUGCACGUAUGUCGGCCAUAGAAGCUGUACCUUCUAAUUACUUUAGCUAUUAGAUAUUGCCUUUUCUUGUUUUUGUGACCUUAAAGCUGUUGUCGUAUUGAGAUAAGGACCAAACAGCAUAUGGCAAUCAAUACUGACUUUUCAAGAUAUUUGGGCAUCAACUGGACCUUGACUCUAAUAUGCUGCUUCUUCUAUAUUUUCUUGCAAGCAGAAACACACAGGAUCUCACGGACAGCUGGGAGCACAGUGACCCUGAACUGUAGCAAUGACUCAAUUAGCAACUUAACUCAACUGGCGUGGAAAAUGAAUGGGGAUAUUCUGUUCACUAUCAGGCCAGAUGAAACCUUUAACAGCAGCUCAAAGGACUCAAAGGUCAGAUGUGUAACGUCCUCUAAAGCUGAGAGCCUGAAGCUGAACGUGUCCAUGUUAAAGAACCAACUGUAUGCAUUAACCAUAACGAGAGCCCAGAGUUCGCACACGGGAAACUACACUUGUGAAUUCUCUGCAUUAAAGGGAGUCGAGGAACAGAAAUGGGAGCUCGUAAUUACAGAGGAUGCUGAAGCAAGAAAAGCAUUGAAUAUCCCGCUUGCCAUAGUUAUUGUACCUUGUACGUGUUUCCUGAUCUUUCUAAUUACUAUUGUGAUCAUUCUGAGAAAAGUCUGCAAACGACGUUUACGCUCUCGUUCUCCCAAUUCAAUAAUGGAACAGAAAGAAGAUAUUUAUGAAAACUGCCUGGAACUUGAAAAUCGCCAACGACGCAGCCAAAUUCAGGUUCAACCUUACAGAUACAGAUGAUAUGAACCACACAUAAUAAAAGAAGACUCAACUUUUUAUAUCAAAAGAUUUAAACAGCUUUCUUCUUAUAUGUAAUAUAAUAAAAACAAACAUAAAGUGUACUUAAAGCUGCAUUUUUCUUGGCUACAUGAACAUCUGUCAGUUUAUAAAUAAGUCAACAGUUUACACAUUUGUCAUUUCAAUACGGAGAGAUCGUUUGGAAGAACUGAUCGCGAAUAUUUACUGAGAUAGAGAAAUGGAUCAAUGUGUCUGCUGGUUGAACUCUGGUCCCAUCGGUGAUCGGAUUUAAGACAAGACCCCUAAACGCUGGUGGUGGUGAAGAUGAAUAUUAAGGCUUGGAUGGAGCUCUGAGUGACUCGGGUGGGUUGAAACUGUGAACGACAGACCAUUGAGAUUUAAACUCUCCAGAGUGGAGGCUGAUUGGCUCAAAUAAGGCGGGUAAGAAGACGAUUGAACUGCUAUAAUGAUGUCAGUAUUGAGUUUAACAGUGUGGGAAAGUGGUAGUAAUGUAAAGAGUAGACUAACACCCUGGGAAGGAGGAAAUGAGUGACUACAGAUCCUCCUUAUUGACACAAUGCUAAGCUUUAUGGUGUAAAAGAACUUAAAGUGAAUAAAAUUACCCAUACCUGCUGAAUGCACUCCUUGUGUACUUAAUGGUUACUCACUCAUUUGCAAACUCUGUGGUUUGUAAUAAUUUCAGGUUUACUUUUAUAUCUUCAAACCACAACCUAAGUAAAGACAAAAUACAGUUUUCAAAUGAUGUUUUAUUUAUUAAGGGGGGGGAAAGUAUCCAAGCCUACCUCAGCAAAUGAGAGAAUGUACAUUUUUCUCGCCAGAGAUUCUCUUUCUGGAUUUUCUGGUAGAAUUCAUGGUCCCAUCAAUUAAGGAAAGUUGUCUAGCUCCUAAAGCACCAAAAACAGACCAUCACACUACCACCACUAUAUCUGACUGUUGGUAUGAUGUUCUUUUGAUGAAAUGCUGUGUUACUUGGCAAAUGUGAGUACAGCCUUUGUGUUCCACCAGUGGUUUUCGUCUUAGAGCUCUCCCAUGGAUGCAAGUUGUGCCGAGUCUCUUUUGUAUUGUUGAACACUUGGGUUCUGGGUUCUUUUGUGACCACAUGCAUGAGCCAAUUUUUACUCUUGGAAUAAUAUAGGUGGUUUGACCACUACAGGGAAAUUUCACAAUGACCUAACUGUUUCCAACUUUCUAUUUUUGUACACAGUGACUCUCAUUGUGGUUUGCUGGAGUCCCAAGGCGUUAGAGAUAGUUUUGUAACACCUUCAAAAGUGAUAGUUGUCUGGAAAGGGUAGACUGUCAGUAAAUUCAACAUGUCGUCUGACACAAAUCAGGCCUGAACUUCUCUAUUGAAAUAUAACCCAGAUUUAUAAAAACUGCAUUUAACCACAUUUAAUUCAUGGUUUAACAAGGAUUCAAGGAUUCAGGAUUCAAAGUGUUUCAAGGCAUUUCUCUGUGCAAUGAAAUUCUUUCUUUGCUGUCCACCUACAGAUGCCGAUUAAUAUAUACAACAGAAAUAGAACAUAUAAAUACAAAUAGUACAAAUGAAUAAAUGAAGACAGAAAGGGAGACAAAAUAUGGAGAUUUGAAACAGAGAUGUGUGCAAAAGAGCUACAGCUUAGUAUGCUGGCUUAAUAUGUAAGAUGACCUGAUGUGCAAAAAAAUAUAUAUUAUUACUGUCAAAAAUAGGUCAGCUGUUCUGAGUCCCCACUGAGUCUGAUGGCAGUGGGGAAGAAGGAGUUGUUGAGUCGAGAUGUUCUGGAUUUCACACUUCUGAACCUCCACCCCGAGGUUCACGGAAGUGUGAACAGUCCGUGUUGGGAGUGUGUGGGGUCUUUGAGGAUGGAGGCAGCUCUCCUCUGGACUCUGCGAUGGUAGAUGCUCUGCAGAGAGGACAGCGGAGUCCUUGUGAUCUUCUCCACAUUUGUUAUCACUCUCUGCAGGCGUUUGCGGUCCAUAGCAGUAGUGCUGCCAUACCAUGCAGUGAUGCAGCUGGUCAGUGUGCUCUCCAAAAUGCAGCUGUAGAACCUGCUGAGGAUCUUGGCCGACAUACCAAAUUUCCUCAGCCUCCUCAGGAAAUACAGUCACUGCUGAGGCUUCUUGACCAGCUGUGUGGUGUUCAGUGACCAGGUGAGGUCCUCAGAGAUGUAGACACCCGGGUACCUAAAGCUGCUCACCCUCUCCACUUCAAGUGGCCGAGUGUUGCCAGCUAACAAGGGCAGCAAUUGCUAUUUCACACAAGGUCAGAUACGUUUGAAUAGCUUUUCUUGCUUAAUAACUUAACUUGUCGUUUAAUAACUGCAUUUUACAUUUACUUUGGUUAGCUUUAAUAUAACUUUUUUUAAAGAUCUGAAACAUGUAAUGGUGACAAAUAUGCAAAAAAAAAAAAAAAAAAAAAAAUCAUGACGGGGAUGACUUGCACGUGCCCUGACCUCAUUGUUUUAAACUUUUACCACUUUCACCACUUUUAAUAUUCACCAUUAGUUACGUGCUGCAAUAAGGAAAAGCAUAAAAAGUCCACAUUAAAUAUCUUACUACAUGAUAGAAGUUUACUAUGAAGUCAA
Molecule: messenger RNA, 3656 nt
Organism: Oreochromis niloticus (Nile tilapia)
Lineage: Eukaryota; Metazoa; Chordata; Actinopteri; Cichliformes; Cichlidae
Exons: 6
Coding region: 403-1077 (224 amino acids)
Source: RefSeq, a predicted model, not a curated record